Messenger RNA from Rotaria sordida, 1578 nucleotides. NCBI's taxonomy places the organism in Eukaryota, Metazoa, Rotifera, Eurotatoria, Philodinida, Philodinidae. The record is from the annotation of a GenBank genome assembly.
AUGUCGAAAAGUAAUAAAAAUCAAAAAUCGAUAACAUCAUUUUUCAAAAGUCCUGCACAAUCAGCAACGAAUGAAUCAGCAGCGCCUAAAUCUAAAUCAUCACCAAUUACCGAAACAAAGGAAAUAAAAAACGAAAAUGAAAUUUCAAAAUUACCAUCAGCAUCGCCAUCACCAGGACCAGCACCGGCACCAGUACCAUCAGCCAAUCUAAUACUUUCACCAAAAAAACCAACAGUUGUUGUAUGUUCAUCAAAUCAAAUACCACCAACUUAUGAAACUGAAUGGAUUAAUUUAUCUGAUCGAUUUUUAUUAACAAAUCGUAAUUUUGAUGUUCAAUAUGCUCAUCUUUAUGCUGAACGUCUUGGAGCAAUGCGAAAAUUGGUUAUGAAAUCAGCUGAAAAUCGUUGGAAUUCAAAAAUUCCAAUUAAAAAAAUGAAUGAUCUUAUAUUAGAUGAAGAAUGUAUUCUUAUUGGAAUUUUAUUUAAACAAAUGAUUUUAAAACCAAGUAUUGUUAAACAAUUAGCAACUGAACAUGGAUUCAAUUUACAACCACCUCGUCAACGUUAUGUUGAUUCAACUGAUAAAUUAAUUCUUGAAGAAGAAUCACAAAGAAUUGUACUUGAUGGAAAUAUUGAUAUUAAUCAAUUUGUUACGGGUAUUGUCAUGGCAGUACAUGGUUAUGAAGAUGAUAAAGGUGUAUUUAUUGUUAAAGAUUAUUGUUUUAAAGAUCUUUCAAUUCCAAAACAAUUAUCACCAUUAAAAGAAGAUAAAUUUAUUUUAUUUGCAUCGGGUUUUCUUUUAUCGGAAACUUCAAUAAUAUUUAAUCAACUUGAAUAUCUUGUUAAUUCAUUAACUCAACCAACAAAUAUUCAAUCUGAACAAAUAAAAUUUAUUUUAAGUAAUAGUAUUCGAUUUAUUGUUGCUGGUAAUUUAAUUGAAAGUUCAACUCGUUUAAAAGAUUCAACAAAUCAAGCUAAAUAUUUAACACGAAAAAUGACAGCAAGUAGUGUUGAAGCAAUGCAUAGUAUUGAUGAGUUAUUUGAUAAAAUUGCUACAAUAACUGAUAUUGAUAUAAUGCCGGGUGUGAAUGAUCCAAGUUGUCAUAUGUUACCACAACAACCAUUACAUCCAUGUAUGUUUCCAUCAUCAAGUAAACGAAAAACAACACAUUGUCUUACAAAUCCAUAUGAUUUCCAAAUUGGUGAUAUUCGUUUUCUUGGAACAUCAGGACAAAAUUUAGAUGAUAUUGAUCUUCAAUCAACUAUUGAUAAUCGUGUUCAGAUACUUGAAAAUUGUCUUAAAUGGUGUGCUAUUGCACCAACAUGUCCUGAUACAUUAAGUUGUUAUCCAUAUGUUAAAAAUGAUCCAUUUAUAAUUAAUGAUACACCAAAUGUUUUCUUUGCAGGAAAUCAACCUAAAUUUGAAACUCGUGUCUUUCAAGGUUCAAAUGAUAUUCAAGUUCGUCUUCUCUGUAUUCCAUAUUUUGCUCAAUCGAAUUCAUGUAUUGCAUUGAAUUUACGUACACUUGAAUGUUGUGAAAUAUCAUUUCAAAAUGAAAUACCACAAAUAAUUCAAUGA